CCGCCUUUCCUCUCCGCUGCUGAAUCAACCGCCGAGCAACGGAUUGCGGCGGCCAUCGAUUCCCUCGGCUUGCCCUGCCGCCCCGGUGCCAAGCACAUCCCGGUCCCGGUGCCGGUUCCAUGCCGGUGCCGGUCCCUGGUCCCGGCCGGGGGAUGUAGGAGAACGCGCGGCCCAAGGUACCCGGGCAGCGCCGCCGCCUGUCUCCUGCAAGGGCCGGCGCAGCGGCCGCCGCGGCCGUGUGGCUGUAGGCGUUCCUCGGGGAGACCGGGAAGGGGCACGGCUGCUGCCCGCCUGCCCCCCCGCCGCGGUCCCGCCCGUGCCAGUGCCGUGUGCCUGACCGUCCCGCGGGCCAUGGAGCGCGCGUUCACGCCGCUGGAAUGCCUCCUGCCCGCCGGAAAUCUGAAGUUUUGCCUUCUGAUUCUGAACCAGCCUUUCAACAAAGGUCAUUUCCAUUGUCUGUGGAGCAGAGCUGCCCUGAGAGCUUGUGCUGAUGGAGGUGCCAAUUGUCUCUACCACAUCACAGAAGGGAGCCAGGAAAGCUUCUUGCCUGAUUACAUCAGUGGUGAUUUUGAUUCCAUUCAGCCUGAAGUCAAGGAGUACUACAAGGUCAAGGGAUGUGAGUUAAUUGAGACCAUGGAUCAGGACCUCACAGAUUUCACCAAGUGCCUUCAAAUACUCCAGAAAAAGAUAGAGAAGAAGGGCCUCCAGGUUGAUGUGAUUGUGGCUCUGGGUGGACUUGGAGGACGCUUUGACCAAACAAUGGCAUCAGUGGAAACGCUUUUUCAUGCAAUAAAUAUCACUCCUUCUCCAGUGAUAGUUAUCCAGGAGUGCUCGCUGAUUUACCUGCUUCAACCUGGCAAGCACAAGCUGCAUGUGGACACAGGACUGGAGGGCUCCUGGUGUGGCCUCAUCCCCAUCGGGAACCCCUGCGAGAGUGUGACCACGACAGGCCUUAAGUGGAACCUCACUAACCAGGUGCUAAAGUUUGGAACACUCGUCAGUACUUCCAACACCUAUGACAACUCUGGGAUUGUGACUAUCGAGACAGACAAACCUUUGCUGUGGACAAUGGCUAUCAAGACAUAAGAUCAGCGACAGCUGCCUUUUCUGAUCCGAUUUUACUACAAAAUUUCACGGAAUUAAGACAGUAAAGCUGCUGCAAGAUAUAAGCAGGCACUGAUUUUGUGUAUUGAAUGAAAAACAAAUUUGAAAUAAAAGUCACUUGAGACCGGAUCAAAAUUACUUGCAGUAAUAGAGUACUUCAUUCUGGUAAAUCACACUACUUAAUCAGAAGAUGCAUGAGCAGCCACUCAGUACAACCACAAUCCGAAAUGAAUGUAAAGAAACUGCUGCUGCUGAUGUGGUUAGUUCAGGCUACUUUUACAAAGUAUUUUAUUCCAAUACUAAGCUAUUUUUCCUGUCCUGCCAAAAGGAAAUACAGUACCGAGUUGCACAUAGUAUAACUGUAUGACAAGGUGAUAGCACCAAGAUUAGUUAAUCUCAUUUUUCUGUCCUAGUUUGCAACAUAUGUAGGUUCUGUUAAAGAUUUCUCAAUGAUAAUAAUUGAACUUUUCUAUAUGGAAGCAAGUUAGUGUACUGAAGAAGCUUCAGUUUUACUGUAAUACCAGUAUCAAAUGUCCCAGUAUGAAGUGCUUUUAAGUCUGUAACAGAAGUACCCUUGUGCCUUCUGCAAAUACCAAAUGCUUACAGUAAGGUUUUUUAAGUGAAUUAAAUAUCUUAAUCUCAAUCUGAGGAGGAAGAGCAUUGCAUCUACCAUAGUUUUUGCAGGCUUAGUUGUUAAAAUCAAAAUAUGCAAUAAUUUAAAAUAAUGUAAACUUCCAGGUCAACAUGCAGGGCCCAAUACAAUUAUAUGUACAGAACAGGAACCAAAAUUGGUAUAUAUGCUAUCCAACAGUGUAAGCAAGUUGUGGAUUUGCUGAAGGACUGCUUAGUGUCUCUGAGAACUAAAUUACCCUCAAAUGGUAUAUCUCAGUAAUCAAUUAUGUUUGGGUUUAUUAAUUAUGCCAUCAGAAUAAGGCCUGGCAAUGCAAUUUCUUUGUUUGACAUGAGAUUUUUUUCCUGUCACGUACAUACUAUAACCUAGCACGACUUCCAAAUGCAGAAAGGAAUUAGUGAUAAUUAUGGUGAUUCCAGAAAUGAGUGACAGGAAUUCCCAUACACUUUUACACCACUUAAAAAAAUACAGAAAGGCUGUUUACUUGCAGUCUGCUUUUGCUAGAACAAUGCUGUUCCAAAGCUUAAUUUACUGCUUUGUAAACAGCUCCUGAAGAGAGGUCAUGCAGCUGUCCCCCAUGGAAGCUUUCAGUAUUUGCCUGGAGAAAACCUUAGGCAACCUCAUUAGAUUGCAACA
Messenger RNA from Passer montanus (Eurasian tree sparrow), 2371 nucleotides. It is a transcript of the gene TPK1, whose product is annotated as thiamin pyrophosphokinase 1. The record is from RefSeq and is a predicted model, not a curated record. The coding region runs from base 352 to 1086 and encodes 244 amino acids. Lineage: Eukaryota; Metazoa; Chordata; Aves; Passeriformes; Passeridae. Gene Ontology annotation, biological process: thiamine diphosphate biosynthetic process; thiamine metabolic process. The transcript is spliced from 8 exons. Gene Ontology annotation, molecular function: ATP binding; thiamine binding; thiamine diphosphokinase activity.